Messenger RNA from Vanessa atalanta (red admiral), 3929 nucleotides. It is a transcript of the gene pasha, whose product is annotated as microprocessor complex subunit DGCR8. Gene Ontology annotation, molecular function: double-stranded RNA binding; primary miRNA binding; heme binding. Lineage: Eukaryota; Metazoa; Arthropoda; Insecta; Lepidoptera; Nymphalidae. Bases 272 to 2575 code for a protein of 767 amino acids. The record is from RefSeq and is a predicted model, not a curated record. Gene Ontology annotation, cellular component: microprocessor complex. The transcript has 10 exons. Gene Ontology annotation, biological process: primary miRNA processing.
AUGGUGUCUAAUUGUCUAUAGUUUGAGGUUUCGAUUCAGUGUUCAGUGAUCAAUUUUCUAGUAUUCACAAUCAGAAAGUAUUGAAUUUUAUGUCGUCAAUGUCUAAAAGUAUAAUUAAUUAUUAAAUUUCUUAAAUUGUAGAUAUUUUUUUAUUAUUGCGUAUCAGAAUUUUUAAUAUAAAUUUAGUGAUUUGGCGUCCUACUAUUUUAAAAUAUACAACCAUAUUUUUUUACGUAUAAGGCGGCUAACGUGAACAGGAAAGUUAUUAACAAUGAACGAAGAAACGGAAUUAGCGCAACCGCCUGCAAAAAGACAAAAAAUAGAAGACGAAGAUGGUACUGCUGACGUUACUGAAAAUAUAGAUUUCACAGAAGAUGUUGCGGCAACGGAGGAAAAGUUUAAAGUAGAUAAUAAAUACGAAAAUUUUGUAACUCCCGAGGAAUUGGAGAAACUUAAAGAAUUCAAAGUGCUCGAUGAGGUGAAGUCUAAUGAUGGAGAUAGCAAUGCUGACGAUUCUGAUACAUCUGAAGGCAAGUCUGAAGAAUUGCCGGAGGAGGAAAUUGAGAAGAUGUUGGAUGAGAACUUACCAGAAGACUUUAAAGGAACUCGUAAGCCUAAAGAUAAACCAUAUGUGACUCGCACAAAAAUCUUCCUAGAAGAGAAAGGUAUUAAUCAAUUCGAAAUUCUCCCGUUGGACUGGAUGAUGGUCCGGCACUAUAGUGGUAUGCCGUUGUACAUGCAUCGACCUACGCGGGUUUGCACUCUGUCGAAACCAUAUUUUCUUGGAAAGGGUAACACUAGGCGACACGAUAUUCCCAUCAGCGCCAUUCCUUGUCUAGCUUAUAGACGCGCUUUGGAAGAGGAGGAGAAGCAGAAAGAAAUAGAUCGUCGAGUCGAGGAACAGAUUAAAAAUAAAACAUGGGCCAGAGAAGGCGACAACGCGGUAUCCGAGAUUAAGGCUGUAGACCCCCCUAACGACCGUGAGGCUACGAAAGAAAGCACCGAAACAUCCGCUCCUGGAGGCAAAUGUCCGUUCAGUCAUAUGAACGGGACGAGCGACGAUGUCUCGAAGGACGUCCCGACCGAGACCCCAGCUCGAGCCUACAAGGAAUCGACCGACGAUCGGCAGCCCAAACCGUCGGACGAACAUCAGCCCAAACCGACGGACGAACAGCAGCCCAAACCGACUGACGAACAGCAGACCGAACAGUCGGACGAACAGCAGAUCAAGCAGUCGGACGAACAGCAGACCAAACAGUCGGACGAACAGCAGACCGAACCGUCGGACGAACAGCAGCAAAUACGGAUUCUAGACACGAUCAAAGAGGAAAACGACGUGGAAGUGACCGAAAGCGGAAUGAGCGAGGUAGCGAGCGAGGCAGUGCCGAGCGACGCCGGCGAGGGCAGCUCGCUGGCGGCGGCGGCGGCGGCGGCGGCGGGGCGCGCCGUGCAGCUGCCGGACGGGCGCGUGAUGCCGGCGCCGCGCGUGGAGUCCGUCGACACGAGCUGGAAGACCCAGCACCUCACGGCCGAGCAGAUUCACGCCUACUGCAAAUCGCUUUUCAAGUUUAAGACCGUCAAUUUUAUGCAUUUUAACCGUUGGGCGGAUCGACGUAAGUACACGAAGGCGAGGAAGGCUCUGCAGUAUCCCAAGCUGCCCGAGGGGACGAAGCUGAUCACCAUACCGGCGACCAGCUCCGGACAAGAGAACGGCGCGGGCGGCAAGGCGAAGCGCGACUGGGUGAUGAACAUGAACGGCUGCAGCUACCUGUCGGAGUUCCACGAGUACGUGUGCCGCGCGCUGCAGAAGCAGCCCGUGUACGAGUACAAGCAGCUGGAGAACGCGUCGUCGCCGUACCAGGCCACGGUGUACAUCGGCGGCAUGCAGUACGGCGUGGGCCACGGCUCCAGCAAGCGCCAGGCCAAGUACGCCGCCGCGCGGGCCUCCAUCCAGACGCUCAUCCCCGAGAUGCGCCAGUACCUGGAGCCCGAGCAGGCGGCCUGCGCCAAGGACCCCAAGGAGCCCGACUUCAGCUUCUUUGACUACGUGGGUAUCGAGGAUCCGCGCAUCGCGGAGUUCUGUGCGGCGACCUGCGAGCCCUCCCCGCACGCUAUUCUGCUCACUUGUCUGCUGAGGAACUUCGGUGCCGGCGACUGGCACGUCAACACUGAGAUGAAGAAGCUGGAGUAUCAGAAAAUCGAGCUGACGAUGCGCGUGGGCAAGCACACCGCUACCGUCGUGUGCAAGAACAAGAAGACCGCCAAGCAGCGCGCCUCGCAGGCCAUCCUGCAGGCGCUUCACCCUCACGUGCGCUCGUGGGGCUCGCUGCUGCGCCUGUACGGGUCGCGCUCUGUUAAGAGCUGCAAGGAGAAGAAGCUGGAGGAGCAGCAGAUCACGCUGCUGCAGGACAAGGCGCGGCACAACGAGCCCAACUACGCCGUGCUCGAGAAGCUGCGCAACGAGAUGCGCAAGCUGCGCGAGCGGGACGAGUCCGUCGUGCCCAUCGGCACGCUGCUGCUGGCCGACCACCUGCCGUCGCAUUCCGCCUCCAACCUCAACAACGUGGACUUGUAGCCUGGAGCGGUGGCUGCCGCUCCGAAGUUUACACCACACGGCUCCGAUAUACCCCAUGCAUUUAACCCCGGAGCUUCGGAGAAAUCUUAGACAGAUCUCAAAUCUAUCGAAAGGUGCUAAUUACGCCACGAAAAAUGACUGAUGAGCUAUGUAUAGAGUUUAAAAGGCACUUAAAAAAAAACAAUAAUAAAUUGAUAUUUUUCGCAUAUAACAAAUAUUUCGAUAUGAAGUAUUUACCAUAUCGUCCCGAUGUAUAGGAUUAUUUAUAUCGACUGAAAUAGGAAGUAGGCGCGGUACGUUGAAAAUGUCAAACAUUUAAAAUUGUACAAAAGCGUGGGGCCUGUAACGUACACUAUGCAUUAUUAUACAUUUAAUAUUAAAAGCAUGUAAUGUACUAUUAACAUUUCGACUGUAAGUUAAUAUUCUUUGUGAGAUCUCCGUUCGGAUAACGAAAGCGCACAAAAUCUUCAAUUUAGUAGACUUAAGAAUUAAAAUGUGAAAAUUUAACUCGAUAGACUUGUAUUUUGAACUACACUUCGAUUACACUAUAGAUGAGGAUCACAGUUACACGUAUUCGAUAGUUAAGUAUUAUAUCGUGAAAAGCCAUGUGUCGAAUGAAAUUCUGCCACAUGUGCGGUACAAGUUCCAAGGCUCAAGAGGAAAGGACAUCUGCAGCUAUGAGAAGAAAAUAUUUGUUUGUAAGGCUUUGUGCAAGCCCGUCUGGAUAGGUACCAUCUACUCAUCAGAUAUUUAACCGCUAAACAGCAGCACAUAGUAUCGUUGUAUUCCUGUUUAUAAACUCAUGUGUAUGUACGACCCAAUUCACCUUAAUUUACCGUCUCGUUGUUAUUAAAUUCCCGAAGGACCAAAAUUAAUUUUAGUUUAUGUCGAUAAACUCCUAGUACACCCGAGGUCUGGGAGUUGUCAACAAAACCGUAGUGGAAGUACUUUCAGCCAAAGGUCCUUUUCCGUUAUCGAAUUACGAGACAGUGAUCAGGGAGGGAAUAGAGUGUACACUACUAUGUCCUGUCCUAGACGGCUAGUUUGUCUAGACUAUAGAGAUUGAAGAUAUGUCUACUGAUGUCCUCUCAAUAUAAAGGAGUUUGUGUUUUAGUCAUUUGGAGCAGGUGUUGUGUCUGCCUGCACGUCUAAAAUAAAUAAGCAAAAUAUCAUUAUAUUUUUGCAUUAUUUAUUCAAUGUAGUAAGAUACUUAACAUUAGUGAGUAACAUACUUAUUCAUCUCAAAGUAAUCGAGAUCAAUAUUAGUUAUAUAGCAUUAGCAGCCCGUAAAUGUCCCACUGCUGGGAUAAAGGCCUCCUCUCCCUUUGAGGAGAAGGUUUUUGGAGCAUAUUCC